AUGCACAGGUAUGAUUAUGACUACGACGAUGAACAUAAUGAUAUUGAGGAGUAUAAAGUUGGAAAUAUCCACAGUGAAGUGGAGGGUGAGUAUGUAGAGGAAGGAGAUAUUCAAGAUGAUGAUGAGGAGGAGGAGGAGGAGGACGCUUACAAUCUUGAAUACGAACAACUAAUGUAUGCCAAUACCCAAAAUACACCAAAUCAAUCAUUUCACCAAACAGACCAAAGCCACGAGUCCAAAGGUGUUCUGCAGUUUUCUGGACAUGAAACUGACCCCCAAGUACACUUUCGACAGCUGGAACAUGGCGUGGAGAUGAUAUUGAAAAGCUCACCUUUUCUCGAAGGAUCUUCUCAGUUUCCCUCUAAUUGA
Messenger RNA from Lodderomyces elongisporus, 369 nucleotides. RefSeq lists its product as uncharacterized. The transcript is spliced from 3 exons. NCBI's taxonomy places the organism in Eukaryota, Fungi, Ascomycota, Pichiomycetes, Serinales, Debaryomycetaceae. The record is from RefSeq and is a predicted model, not a curated record. The coding region runs from base 1 to 369 and encodes 122 amino acids.